Molecule: messenger RNA, 1063 nt
Organism: Zea mays
Lineage: Eukaryota; Viridiplantae; Streptophyta; Magnoliopsida; Poales; Poaceae
Product: FIP1
Exons: 4
Coding region: 117-896 (259 amino acids)
Source: RefSeq, marked validated
AAAUUUCCACAACCGAAACCUGCAGUCGGGUCAUCUCGUCCACGAAACGUACGGACUUCGGGCAUCGGCCCCAACGCCAGCGGCACCGCACCCGCACCACCAAGCUCGUCGGCGACAUGAAUCCGCCCGCAGCAGCCGCGUCCACCGGCGCAGGAGGCCACGCCGCGGCGCCUGCGGCAGCCCCGGAGUACGCGCACUACCCGAGGCUCUCGCCAGAGGAGGUGGCCCCGCCCCCGCCCCCGCCUUAUCACGCCGCCACCGCCGCGCCGUCCGCCUACGGAGGCAACCCCUACAUCUACUCCCCCGCCGGCGGCGCCGCCACCUCCCCGAAGAAUACGAUGGACUCCGUGAAGGACGUGCUCGGCAAGAUGGGAAAGAGGUUUGGCGAGGCGGCCCGCAAGACCGAGACCAUCACCGGCAAUUUCUGGCAGCACUUGAAAACUGGACCAAGCAUUACUGAUGCAGCAAUGAGCAGGAUCUCACAGGUCACCAAAGUCAUUGCAGAAGGUGGAUAUGACAAAAUUUUCCAUCAAACUUUUGAGGUCGCCCCUGGUGAAAAGCUCAAGAAGCCAUAUGCAUGUUAUCUGUCAACCUCGGCUGGUCCUGUUAUGGGUGUGCUUUACCUGUCCAAUGUAAAACUGGCAUUUUGUAGUGAUAACCCACUUGCAUACCAGGUUGGAGACAAAACUGAGUGGAGUUACUACAAGGUGGUCAUCCCCCUUGCUCAACUGCGAUCAAUUAAUUCAUCAACAAGCAGAACAAAUGCAGCAGAGAAAUACAUUCAGGUGGUUUCUGUUGAUAACCAUGAGUUUUGGUUUAUGGGCUUCGUUUACUAUGACAGUGCGGUGAAGAAUCUGCAGGAAGCACUUCAGGAGGCUCAGAAUUUACGUGCUUAGUGAUGUUCAUGGAUUGGAACUAGCAUGUCUUAUACAUUACAGUUGUGAUAUACUGUUUUCCCGUCAGUUUCGACUGUUUGUCCAGAUUUAGUUUGCGUAGGUAUCAGCUGUUUCUGUGUUUUGUACUGACUUAAACCGAUGUUCAAUAUGUGACGUGCAUCCUUUCA